Clunio marinus is the source of this 381-nucleotide messenger RNA. Lineage: Eukaryota; Metazoa; Arthropoda; Insecta; Diptera; Chironomidae. The record is from the annotation of a GenBank genome assembly.
AUGUGUGUUUUGCUAAGAGAAAAAGCCAAGCAUCAGGAAAAGGGAUUGGAGCAUGUAAAAACACAACAAAUCAAACGGGAUUUAAAAAAUAGACAUGUUUUUCCAAGAAAAUCUAUCUCAAGUGUUGCUGCCUCAGGAGCUUUCUCGUUCCCAGCACGUUCCUCGUUCCAUCUUUACAAAUCCCUUCCGUCUCCACUCCAUCUCCGUCACAUUCCCAAAGGGCUCCCAAAAGUUGAUCAAAAAAGCAGAGCAAAGCUGAAAAGCAAAAAAAGUUUAUUUCAUGCUCCCAAGAUGGAAUUUUCUUCUCAUUCCAUGCUUGAAUGUUACAUGUUUGAUCCUCCCAGCUACCACUGUAAGUCACAAUCAAAUGUUGAAACGUAA